Lycium barbarum (goji berry) is the source of this 768-nucleotide messenger RNA. RefSeq lists its product as uncharacterized. NCBI's taxonomy places the organism in Eukaryota, Viridiplantae, Streptophyta, Magnoliopsida, Solanales, Solanaceae. Bases 93 to 341 code for a protein of 82 amino acids. The transcript is spliced from 3 exons. The record is from RefSeq and is a predicted model, not a curated record.
UAUCCUUCUUAGUUCCUUCCUUUCGUCACCUGAACAAAAAAAAAGUUUGGAAAUCAUUUUGCAAAAAUACUCAAUUUUCCAGGCUCAGUUGAAUGAUGGAGUGCUCGUCUUGGGAAUAUCUCACUUUAUUACUCUUUCGUCCUCUUCUUGCUAUCCUCUUCGUUAUCUCCUUUCUUCUCUUAGGUUGGUACUUAGCUUGGAAAUUAGUGUUGGUUCAUGUCCCUUUGGUACAAGAAAUUUUUGGUUUAAAGAAGAAACCAGUCAAGCCGAAACCGGAAAAUCGAAGGCGGUUGACUCAAUUUUACAACAACAUGGAUUCACAAUCUUCUGAUUCCCAGUGACUGUUUAGGUAAGCUGUAAGCGUUGUGGUGCCCUGGAUUAGAAGCUGAAGUUUCUUGUGCGUUGGGGAGUAUCAGGUCCCAAUCUCGGUAAUCAGCACAUUUAUUUUCAGCUGAUCCUGAUUUACACUUAAAAACUUGUCAUUUUCUACAUGUAUAGUGUGAUUUCAUUAGUGUAUAACAUUUGGGUUAGUGAUUGGAAGGCCAAAUAUUUGCAAUGAAAUCAGAUAAUAAAGCAAAGCCAGGGGAUAAAGCAGAUUAUGGAGCGUUUAGCAGAUGGCUGUCACUAUUUUGAAUUGUAUCAGUAUGCAUUUGGAGAGAAAGUGGCACUUCAUUAUUUCUUUAUUUAUUUUUACUUUUUGUUAAGUUGAUACGUUACAAGUGUAAUUAUAUUGUGGUUUCAAUGUAAGCGAUUGAUGAUUCUGCUGGA